CGACCUACGCCACGCGACAGAGGAGAGCUCAACUAUAUCAGCACACCUACACGGCUACACCGCCCUCUCUAGCCCGCUCGCUCAUUCAUUUCAUUCCCCUCUCUCUCAGCCUGCUAGGCAGCUAGCUCCAUGUGCGCCGUCGCAGCAAGACCUCGCCAUUAAGUUAACCCCCUUCCGAUCUAUAAUACAUCGAUCUCAGAGCUAAAUUGCUAAGCUAGAUUGAUCGCUUGGCCAUGGAGAAGAAGGCGCAGUGCGGAGCCAAGAGCAAUGUUGCCGUUCACCGGGGCGCGACGGCCGGUGGCUCGGGAAAGCAGCGGAAGCGGAAGGGCGGCGGCGAGCCAAUCAAGGUGGUGUACGUCAACAACCCGAUGCGGGUGACCACGGACGCCGCCGGCUUCCGCGCGCUCGUCCAGGAGCUCACCGGCCGCCACGCCGACCCGGCCAAGUACGGCGCCGGCACCGUCAGUGGCGAGAGCAGCGGCAGCCCGGCCGGGCCGCGGAUGGCGCCCAGCCCCGGCAGCACCGAGGAGUCCUCGGACGGCGCCGGAUCCGGAGCCGGAGCCUGCCACGACGACUUCCCGGCGCCGCCGCCGGCGUGCUACGGCUAUGGCUAUGACGACGAGGAGAGCUUCGCGCCGCAGCUGAUCGACAACAGGUACUCCGUCUUCUCGCCGCCGACGUUCCUCUACGCAUCCUCGCACAACGAGCCGUGAUGUGAUCGAUCGGGUAUGUGGUAUCCAUUCCAUUCAAAGCUUCAUUAUCGAUCUGAGCAGGCGGCCCCGUGGUGGAAUUGAGCUGUGUGUGGAAACAUACAUGUAUGUAUAUACAGAUGUAUAGCUCUAAUUUCAUGAGGACUGUACGUACUUGUAUCGUAUGUACAUAUGUGUGUGUUUCCUUUUUUUCUUAUACUCCUAACUGUCAAGGAGUACUAAUUACUAGUUAACUUCGAUGUUUAGCGCAACUAAAAUUAAAUUGUGUAUUAAUUGCUACCUUGAAUCGUUGUAUAUAGCACUACUCCUGUGGCGCGCCGGAGGGAGUACUACUUCUAGUAGCUUCUGUUUCUGCCGUUCUGCGCGAGAGAGAAAGUGACUGCUGUAUUUCAUGGGUGCAUGCCAGACGAUCCCUCAAUUAAUGGAUGAUUACGUCGCAA
Molecule: messenger RNA, 1150 nt
Organism: Brachypodium distachyon (stiff brome)
Lineage: Eukaryota; Viridiplantae; Streptophyta; Magnoliopsida; Poales; Poaceae
Exons: 1
Coding region: 234-713 (159 amino acids)
Source: RefSeq, a predicted model, not a curated record